CUUAAAUGAGUUUUGUUGAAAUAAGUGAAGAACAUAACACGCAUGAAAAUGAAAUAUCUUUAAGUUAACGGUUUAAAAAAUUUUAAAUGAUUGUUUACGUUUUUGGGCUUGUAAAUUUGUUUACGAUAGAAAGUAUUAAAUUUUUAUAAUUGAUAUCCAGCAUUAUUCAUUUAUUGGAAUAAGAUAAAAAGUUCUAAUCCAACUUUUUCUUUGCAAACAAUCGCAAAGAUUAUGGACAGUUCAAUAAACGCAAGCUUUGAAGCUGGAAGUGACGGAAAAAGAAGAAGCUCUAACAGAUCAAUUAAGCGGAAAAGAUUUGAUGACGAAAUUGUUGAAUACAGUCUAGGAGGAUUGCCACAAGGACGUAUUAGAACUCAAUCCCAAACAUUGCAAGCCAGUUCAAUUGACUCAAAUUCUGCUACAAUUACAGUUUCAACAAAUCAGCAACAAGUUCCAGAAACUCCAAUAUCUGCUCAACCAAUAUUAACAUCCACUCCAGUUCCAAUAACUCCAAACAUAUUUCCUGCACAGAAUCAACUAAUGCUUCCGGAACGUAAGCGUGGCAGUUUAAAGGUAAACAUCAAAAAAACAAAGAGAAGACUUGGAGGCACUAGCACAAAGGAUUUAGGAAGGUUCAAACCAACUGAUGAUUUGGCAUUGGUCAUAAACAUACAGCAAGUAAAUGACAUAAAAACUGUUCAUCGUGGUACAAAGUUUUCAUGCAAGUUUACAAUCCAGGAAUUAUCAAAUCGAUGGUAUUCUUUAAUGUAUGACGAAUCAAUAAGUCGUAUAGCAAUAAGUGCAAUGCGAAAUUUGCAUCCAGAAAUGAUUUCUUCAAUUCAGCAAAAAGCACUUUUUAGUAAGGUCGAAGAAGACAUACUUACAAACAUUAAAAGUACAGAAUCACCAACCGAGGAAACGUUUCAAGAUUUAUUAACAAAAAAUGCAACCGUAUUUUAUCAUGCAAGAACUCCGAAAUCACUGAUAACACAUUGGGAAUUAUUAAGACAAUAUAUGCUUUUAAAUGAUCAAGUCAUUCCAUCAUCUAUUUCAGCUGAUGGCUUGCAAAGCUUUUCGGAUUUUGAAGAAACCUUAAAUGACAAUGAAAUCUUGACCGAAAAUAGAGAUGAGCAUUUAGAACUAGAAUUGGCAUUAGCUGAUCGUAAGAAUAAAAGAGAAAUACGUACACUAGAGAAUGAACUUCAAAGAUGGUCUGUUAUGCUUGAUUCAGUUACUGGAAUUGGCAUUUCACCAGAAUUCGAUAAUCAGACUUUGGCUAUUUUAAGAGGGAGAGCAGUUCGUUAUUUGAUGAGAUCACGAGAGAUUACAGUUGGACGGAACUCAAAAGAUUUUGUAGUCGAUGUAAAUUUGUCAUUGGAAGGACCGUCUCAUAAAGUUUCAAGAAAACAAGGAACAAUAAAAAUGAGAAAUAAUGGAGACUUCUUCUUAGUCAACGAAGGAAAGCGUCCGAUUUUCGUUGAUGGAGUUCCUAUAAUCGCAGGAAAUAAGAUAAAACUUCAUAAUAAUAAUGUCAUUGAGAUAUCAGGAUUACGAUUCAUCUUCCUCAUUAAUCAAGACCUUGUUCAAGCUAUCAGAUUAGAGUCAGCAAAAUUAUCGACACCAUUAAAUUAAGUUUCAUCUUUGUCAUUUUAAAUUUUUAAUCAACAAAAAUAAAUAUGAAAAGUUCCCUUUAAUUUUGCAAAGCAGUUAUUAUUAUUUUUAUUUCUUCUGUAUCUUAUCUAUUAAAGUGUAUUGUUUUUUUCCUAUCAAAC
Molecule: messenger RNA, 1772 nt
Organism: Chironomus riparius
Lineage: Eukaryota; Metazoa; Arthropoda; Insecta; Diptera; Chironomidae
Source: the annotation of a GenBank genome assembly